AAUCAGUGCGCGAAAUGAUCGGAGUGGACGCGAGUGUUUUAACGGCGGAUCGGACGCGCUGCUGCUAACGGAAUAGAGCCGGUAAGACGCUCCAGCCCCGGGAACAGAAGAGAGGAGCGGCGGAGAGAGAGAGAGAGAGAGAGAGAGAGAGAGAGAGAGAGAGAGAGAGAGAGAGAGAGAGAGAGAGAGAGAGAGCGGGGCGCCGGGAGAAUCAUGCGGUUUCCUGCGCUCCGGCUGCUGGCACUCGUGUGGCACCUCUCCGCGCUUUUACGCACCGCGCACACUUUCAAAUUGCACCCGAAACAAGAAAGCUUCAUCAGUCAGCUGUCAUCGUAUGACAUCAUCACUCCAGUGCGUUUGAAUGAGUUUGGUGAGUCGUUCCCGCACCGGCUGCAUUACCGCAGGAGGAGGCGCAGCACAGACGCAGACCUCUUGGGUUUGAGGGCUCAUUACCGGAUUGAGGCGUUUGGACAGAGCUUUCAUCUGAACCUCACAGAAGACUCUGGAUUCAUUGCUCCGUCAUACAUGGUUCUUCAUCUGGGAGAGGAGGAGAAUGGAAGAGACACUGAAGACCUGCGACACUGCUUCUUCAGAGGACACGUAGACUCUCAUGCAGAACAUCACGCUGUCUUCAGUCUCUGCACUGGACUCAUCGGUACGUUUUCGACGCACAGCGGUCAGUUUUUCCUCGAGCCGCUGUUGAGCACUGAUGGAGAGGAAUAUGAUGAAGAACAUAACAAACCUCACCUCGUCUACAGACAUGACACAAACAGGAAGUUACCUGACAUGCAGCCAUGCACCGUCUCAGAACACCAUAGUGACAAUCACAUCAGUCUCCACAGCAACAGAACCCUGGAGGAGGAAGUGACAUCGAUACGGGAAACAAUGCACAAACACGUGUCUCACUCUAAAGACGAUUCCAGUGACUCACAUUCACGCAAAAAACGCUUCCUGUCCUACCCGCGCUUCGUCGAGCUAAUGGUUACUGCGGAUACCAAGAUGGUUCGACAUCACGGACAAAACCUGGAGCACUACAUACUAACAAUCAUGUCAGUAGUUGCUGCAAUCUACAGAGAUCCGAGUGUUGGAAACCUCGUUAACAUCAUGAUUGUCAAACUUAUCGUCAUACACAACAAACAGGAAGGGCCAAACAUAGACUUCUAUGCCGCAUCGAUGCUUCAUAACUUCUGCGUGUGGCAACAGAGCCACAAUAUUCUGGACGACAGUCACCCGUCACACCACGACACCGCGUUGCUUAUAACCAGGGAAGAUAUCUGCCGUGUAAAAGACAAGUGCGACACAUUAGGUUUGGCAGAGUUGGGGACGAUGUGCGACCCGUACCGCAGCUGUUCGAUUAGCGAGGAGAACGGACUGAGUUCGUCCUUCACCAUCGCUCAUGAGCUGGGACACGUGUUCAACAUGCCCCAUGAUGACAGUCCAAAGUGUCGAGAGGCCGGAAUCAAGCAUCAGUAUCAUGUGAUGGCCCCGACGCUGAACUACAACACCAGCCCCUGGUCCUGGUCCAAAUGCAGCCGCAAGUACAUCACAGAGUUCCUCGACACUGGUUAUGGUGAAUGUCUACUGGACGAGCCCUCAGGCAGAGCAUUUAACCUUCCUAACCAGCUUCCAGGUCAACUCUACAACGCCAACCGACAGUGUGAACUCAUGUUUGGUCCCGGCUCUCAAGUCUGUCCAUUUAUGAAACAAUGCAAGCGUCUUUGGUGCACCAGUGCAGAGGGUGAACAUAAAGGGUGUCGUACACAACACAUGCCUCUGGCUGAUGGAACCGAAUGUGGGUAUGGCAUGCACUGCAGGCACGGCAUGUGUGUGAAUAAGGAGAUGGACGUGAAGCCAGUAAACGGUGAAUGGGGCCCCUGGGGGCCGUACAGUGUGUGUUCCAGAACGUGUGGAGGAGGAACCCGCAGCACAACUAGAGACUGCAAUAAACCUGAGCCGAGGAACGGUGGGCGGUUUUGUGUCGGCCGCAGAAUGAAGUUCCGCUCGUGUAACACGGAGGCGUGUCCACGUGGCCAGAGGGAUUUCCGAGAGGAGCAGUGCGCGCAGUUCGACGGCAAACACUUCAACAUCAACGGCCUGCCGCCCUCCGUCCGCUGGAUGCCAAAGUACAGUGGCAUUCUAAUGAAGGAUCGUUGUAAGUUGUUUUGUCGUGUUGCGGGGACGAUGGCGUACUAUCAGCUGAGAGAUCGGGUCACAGACGGAACCCCAUGUGGACCGGACACAUAUGACAUCUGUGUACAAGGCCUCUGCCGGCAAGCGGGUUGUGAUCAUGUGUUGAACUCAAAGGCCAGGAAUGAUAAAUGUGGAGUUUGCGGUGGAGAUAAUUCCUCAUGUAAAACUCUCACAGGAACAUUCAACAAUGCACAAUACGGUUAUAAUGUUGUGGUUCGUAUACCUGCUGGUGCCACAAACAUUGACAUUAAGCAGGUCAGCUACUCAGGAUCUCCGGGGGAUGAUAACUACCUUGCUCUGUCUGACAGUCAUUCCAACUUCCUCCUGAAUGGAAACUUUGUGGUGUCCAUGUUUAAGAGAGAGGUGACGUUUAAGGGAACAGAAAUCGAGUACAGUGGAUCGAAUACAACAGUGGAGCGGAUCAACUGCACAGAACGCAUCGAGGAGGAGCUCGUACUGCAGGUUCUGUGUGUAGGUAACCUGCAUAAUCCUGAUGUCAGAUAUUCCUUCAGUAUUCCCAUUGAAGAGAAGCGAGAGCAGUUUGUGUGGGAGCCAUUGGGCCCCUGGCAGGAGUGCAGUCGCGCAUGUCGAGGUGAGCGGCGGCGGAAGACUGUGUGCGUUCGGAAGAGCGACCACUUGGUGGUUUCGGAGCAAAGGUGCGAGUAUCUACCUCGACCGCAGGGUGCGACGGAGCCUUGCAAUACAGACUGUGAACUCAGAUGGCACGUCACGGGCAGGAGUGAUUGUUCCAGUAAGUGUGGACCGGGUUACCGUACACUGGACGUGUUGUGCAUGCGCUACAGUCAGAACAAGAGACUGAGUGAGCGUGUGGAGGGCAGAGCCUGCGCAGACCUGCCCAAACCGCAGACACGAGAGGGUUGCCAUGGAGACUGCCUUCUUAAGAGCUGGCAGUACAGCGCCUGGUCUCAGUGCUCUAAGUCGUGUGGUGAUGGCGUGCGGACGCGUCAGGCGUACUGUAUGAAUAAUUUGGGUCGCAUGCUGGUGGACAAAGAGUGUGUCGAGCAGCAGAGAGUUUUAACAGAACCCUGUAAUGAUCUGCCCUGUCCCAACUGGACCACCAGUGAAUGGAGCGAGUGUUUGGUGACAUGUGGGAAAGGUGUCAGACACAGGCAGGUGCUGUGUGUUCUGAGAGAUGAGAAAGUGAACGAUCAGCGCUGUGAUCCGAACACUAAACCGUCCGCCACCAGCCGUUGUGAGCUGCCGGAAUGUGCCGCCUGGCAGGUCGGAGUCUGGAGUCCGUGUACCGUGACGUGCGGUCAGGGUUAUCAGAUGCGAGCGGUAAGGUGUGUGUCGGGAGCGUAUGGAGAGACGGUGGACGACAGGGAUUGUAACGCAGCUGCGAGACCACGAGACAGCCAGGACUGUGAGUUUUCAGUUUGUCCUCGUGCAGCAUCAGUUUUUAACACACCAAAACCAGCAGAACCGGGUCAGAUGCACAUACAGUGGAGAUACGGGUCAUGGACAACCUGUUCGGUAUCAUGUGGCGAGGGCAGGAGAAAGCGUUACGUCAGCUGUCGAGACGCUCAGGGUGGAGUCGCCGACGAGUCGUACUGCGCUCACUUGCCCCGCCCACCAGACAGCUCGGUGUGUUUCAGUUCCUGCGGUCAGUGGAGAGAGAGCGAGUGGACUCCAUGUUCAGUGUCGUGUGGAGUGGGUCGGUCGACACGACGGGUCAUCUGCAUGAAUUAUCACCAUCAGGUGGACGAGUCGUUUUGUCACCCAGAUGAGAGGCCGAGUACUGAACAGGAGUGUGCGGCCGCGCCCUGUCAGUCCUCAUAUCAGCGGCCCAACAACCAGCCACACUUCAACUAUGACCCUGGCAAACACCCGGGACACCACAGCUGGAACGUCCCAUCUGCAGAUAACCAGUGGAGGACAGGACCGUGGGGAGCAUGUUCCAGUACAUGUGAAGGAGGCUUUCAGAGGAGAGUCGUGGUCUGUCAGGACACAUACGGCCGCAGCACAAAUCACUGCGACGAGAGAGUCAAACCCAACGAAUCCAAGAGCUGCAACUCAGGACCCUGUCCAAACUGGAACUAUGGCAUCUGGGGAGAGUGCACGCAGUCGUGUGGCGGCGGUCAGCGGACGCGGUUGGUGGUGUGCCAGCAUCCAAACGAGCAGAGCUUAAAUGAACACAGCUGUGACAUGCUCAACAAACCGCCCGAUAUGGAGCAGUGUAAUGCCCAGCCCUGCCCGGGCACUGCCACCUGGCACAGACACUCAUGGAAGCCGUGUUCUGUGUCAUGUGGGAAGGGACUCAAAGAAAGACAGAUCAUGUGUGUGGACCAGAACCAAACACAGAUCGAGGAGGAGCGCUGCGCACAUCUCAACCGACCGAGAACGCAUAAAGUCUGUAGGAUGGGAUCCUGCCCCAGCUGGAGGACCAAUCGAUGGAGAGCGUGUUCAGUGACUUGCGGCACUGGUGCUCAGACCCGUGAGACGUUCUGCAGGUCAAAGGGCAAAGGUCGAGUCAAUGAUGAGAUGUGUGACAUACGUGAUCGUCCUGCGAGCAUUCAGUCCUGCUUCCAAACGGAGUGUCAGACACAUAGCUGGACGACACACGAGUGGACAGACUGUAACGCCACCUGUGGACGGGGUGUGAGGACUCGAGCAGUGUUUUGUGUGGACGGAGGGAUGAACACCGUUUCUGAUCAUAUGUGUGACACCUCGAAUAAACCCACGACAUACGAGUCAUGUCACAGCACCCCCUGUCAGUACGUCUGGGUUACUACAGUGUGGAGUCAGUGUUCAGUGAGUUGUGGUUUUGGACUUCAGCAUCGGGCGGUCUAUUGUUCUGCGGUGCCCUCAUAUUCUCAAGCUCUGCCCUUUGAAUGCUCUGAACCAGCGCCGCCCAACACCAGACCAUGCCAGCUCACAGAGUGCCUGUUACACGCACUCUGGAAGGUCAGCCCAUGGAGCAAGUGUUCUCAGUCGUGUGGUGCUGGUGUAAUGGAGAGGCGUGUCGAGUGUCUCAGUGAUGAAAAUGUCCCGUCCAACACAUGUCCCAUGUCCACACGGCCAGAGUCUCGUGCCACCUGCAGACAGACAGACUGUGAACUUCACACAAGCUGCCGUGAGCUCCAGAUGAAGGAAGGCAUCAGGAAAGACGGAGAGCAUUACAUCAAAGUCCGAUCCAAGAUUCUUCAGAUUUACUGUGCGGAAAUGCAAAGCAGUUACCCGAAAGAGUAUGUAACCCUGCGCAGUGGGCAAACGGACAAUUACUCUGAGGUGUACGGAUACAGGUUGCAAAACCCAUUUGAAUGUCCGUAUAACGGCAGUAGGAGGCAGGACUGCAUGUGCAGGAACGAUUAUGCCGCGGCCGGUUACACCGUCUUCCACCGCGUGCGACUGGAUCUUUCCAGCAUGUGCAUCAUCACGACUGAUGGGAAGUUUAGUCAAACACUGUUCGGUCGCUCUGUCCCGUUCGCCACUGCAGGAGACUGUUAUAGUGCCGCAAAAUGUCCUCAGGGUCAGUUUAGUAUCAACCUCACAGGCACGGGGCUGAAGGUCGCAGAUUCGUCUAAAUGGGUUUCCCAGGGCAACUAUGUCACGGUCAAAGUUCAUCGUUCAGAGGACGGAACCAGAAUCUACGGCCGCUGUGGAGGGUUCUGUGGAAAAUGUCUUCCUCACCCUCAUACUGGUCUUCUUGUUCACAUCCAGUGAAAGAAACGUAUAAAAAUGUGGUAAAAAAACGCAGACGCUGUAAACAGAGCUCUUCAAGUGAAAGAGAAGUUAAUUUAAUAACUGACAUCAAGACCGUCGUCGUAAUGGAUAUGUGACCUAUUUGGAGUCCAUCUCUUUCAUGUCUGGCAGCUGCAGUGAGCGAUUAGAACUGGAUCUUUUCGACGAGCUCACCAAAACCAUUGCACACACGCUCAUAAUAUUAAUAAUGCAGAGUAUGGAAACACCCCAACAUAAAACUUUGAGUCCCUCGAGAACGAGUUUUGCAGAAUCAAUUCGGUUUGUUGUGGGGAAACUUUUCCGUGUUGAAACUUGAGCGUGGAUGUAGCCGCAUGUUCUUAUAUGGAAAUUUGACACUAUUUUCAAAACCUGAGAAGCUGUUACACGAUUUACACAUUUUUUUAAACAAAUUGUGCUCGUUUGUUUACGACAACACUGUGUAUGACCGUUUUUUGUUUUUGUAAACUGUCAAAGUAUUUUUUUAUAAAUAAUUUGGGCAUCGUGUUCUCGUAAAGGGAUUUUAUUUAACGAUUACAAAAGUAUUUCUUAAUCCAAAAGAUCUACUGAAACAGUUUGUCCUCUGGACAUUAACUACUCUGUGUGAAACACUGGCCGGCUAAAAUUUAGAUAAGAUCUGAUGACAAGAAACAGCUUGAUAUGAGAAUGUAAAUAGUUGAAUGUUGUGUAAAUUUGAAUGUUUUAACAUAUAUUGCAUCAAAGACUGGCCUCAAAAUGGCCUUAAAUACAGAAAGGGGUAAAAAAAAAUGCAAACUAGCACUACUGAAAUCUCUUUAACCUCCUGAGACCCUGCGUCAUUACGUUUUGGCUUCGCUAUAGACUAUGCAUCAUUAUUUCAUUUCAUGUAAACCAACUGAUCUCAGUUCAGGAGACUCGAGGCUGUCAUUAAAGGGUUAAACUUUCAAGUCAUGUGACCAACCAACAUGGCGCUGAUCUUAGCUGAGUUUGUCUGUGGGAGAAGUGGCAAUAAAACUACAUCUGGUAAGAAACCUAAUUAAGUUUUUACAUUAAAACCUGUUUGAGUAAAAAGAUUAGACUCUCUAGUUUCAUCCAAUAUGACAUUUUACAUUUUUUACUGAUUUAUCACAAAACUGCAUGCUGUUAAACACAAUGACCACGUACGUGGACUAUAGGCUCAUUUUCAGUUUAAAUAUCCUAUAUUCACUGUCUGUGUAUUAUCACACUGAGAAUUAAUGGAUGCAUCUAAAAACUGAUAAAUGUGUCUUUCAGAGACUUUAUAUGGAGUUAGGAUGAAAAUAAGGUGCAUUUCAAACUGUUCUGAGACCAGUGCAGACAGACAGCACACUGGAGGUUAAGUCAUUCACUAAAUAGGGAGCAAGGGAGCAUCCUAUAGCUCUCUAUGCAGUUAAGUGCAUUCACUCCUAAAAUCUGAUCAAAAGUUCAGUUUCAGGCUGCAGAUGAUGUUUGGAUCACUCAACAUGUUUGACAGACAUGUGACAAUGAUAAUCAGUACAUAGAUUCAGAAUUUAUAAUGUAUCAUUUUAUUUUAACAUGGUUGACAGUGAUUGGAUGAUGCUGGACAUUAAUCUGAAUAAUAAUUAUUUAUGCUAAUUUCUGAUGUAACAUCUGUUAUGUCUCAAAAACAUGAAUAAUCAACAUUCCUGGAAACAUAAUAAACAGUCUGAUGAAAACAAUCUGACUUUCUAUAGCUUGGUAUUAUUUAAAAUUUCACAGCUUGUGGACAUGCAUUUUUAGGAAAACUAUUUGACCUAAAAAGUUUUUUUUUUGUUGUUUUUGUUCAUGUUUAUUAGGUGCUACUAGUUACAAAUCAAAAGGGGGAAUGGAAAAUGCACACAGCAGUCACACUCGGGUCUCAGGAGGUUAAAGCGAUUUAUCUGACGAUGGUCUUCAACUGAAAAUAACCGUCCUGCUAACUGUUCACUUAACGCCAAGAACGCAACACUGUUCUUACAUAGUCUGACUAAAAUAAGACUUAUUACCACUACUGCAGUUAUAUAAUAUUAUUUAAUAAUAUUAUAUUUAAUUACAUGCUAAAAUGUAUAAGUUACGGUGCUAAAAACAACAUUUAAUUGAACGCAGCCUUCGCUAGCAUGUUAGCAUGCUGUAUUAGCAUAUGCUUUUUGAGUUUUAAAGAGACAAAUUUGUUACAAUAAUAUAUUUGUAGCAAUAAAAUAAAAAAUAUGUCCUUGCUAAACAAGUAAGUCCAUCUUAAGAUCAGCUAACCACCUUAACAGGCUGUUUUUUUCUUGUAAACAGGGAAGGCUAAUCUGAAUCUGACCCCUUCAUUAAAGGGGAAAGUAAUAAUGUGCAUGUUAACUAAUGUGGAAAAUCACAAUCCUAUUUUAAUUCAAGCUAUCGAGUCACACAAUGUAUUUCAUGUAACAAAAUUCAACAUUUUAUGUAAAACAAUUUCAUAAUGCUUUUAUAGUCAGCUAUCAGGUGAAUGGACAGACAUCACUUCAGUUUUAUUAAAAGGAAAAAUAAAGUAGAUCAAAUUAAAAUAUGUAACAAACGACAAAACAGUCUGACCCUACCUCUCGUAAUCAUGAAUAUUCAUGUGUUUUAUGUGUUCAACUCUUUUUAUGUUUGACCGUAUUUAUUCUGUAUUAAAAUGUAGAUAUGUUGCAUUACUAUGACACUGUACGUCUGCUCAUAAUCAAUUGUUUUAUUAGAUAUUAACAGGCUCAGAGUGAAUCGAGGCACUUGCAUUUUCUGUGCUGAUUUUAGGACAAAAUCAAUAGAGUUCUGUGAAAUGGAUGGAAACGUGUGUUAAAUGGUGCUAAAGUACUACACUCGUAUAGGGAGCUGAAAGCAUCGUUAAAUUAACUAAAAUAUUGCAUAAUUAUUUGGAGUUUUAUAGGCACAGAUUCACAUUUUCUUUUGUCAUUUAUUGGUUAUUAACAGUGUAAUGGUGCAGUUAUAACUACUGAAAUCAAUUUACCUCUAACUACAAAAGCAGUAACUGGGAUUACUUUAACAAUCGUUAUUGUUUCAGGAGCCCAUCACAUGCUUAAAUAUUCAUGUUUCACAUGUAAGUACCUGAAUAAUAACUUAAAAUACUUAAAGGAUUAGUUCACCCAAAAAUUAAAAUUCAGUCAUUGUUUAC
Myxocyprinus asiaticus (Chinese sucker) is the source of this 8998-nucleotide messenger RNA. RefSeq names its product A disintegrin and metalloproteinase with thrombospondin motifs 20-like. Gene Ontology annotation, biological process: proteolysis; extracellular matrix organization. The transcript is spliced from 38 exons. The record is from RefSeq and is a predicted model, not a curated record. NCBI's taxonomy places the organism in Eukaryota, Metazoa, Chordata, Actinopteri, Cypriniformes, Catostomidae. Gene Ontology annotation, cellular component: extracellular matrix. Gene Ontology annotation, molecular function: metalloendopeptidase activity; zinc ion binding. Bases 214 to 5874 code for a protein of 1886 amino acids.